Camelina sativa (false flax) is the source of this 1182-nucleotide messenger RNA. NCBI's taxonomy places the organism in Eukaryota, Viridiplantae, Streptophyta, Magnoliopsida, Brassicales, Brassicaceae. The record is from RefSeq and is a predicted model, not a curated record.
AUGGCAUCUUCUUCAUACAAUAACUUUGAUGACACCAUUGAUGAAACCUUAAAUCAAGUUUGUGACCAAAUUUCCAAUCAAGUUUGGCAAUCUCUUCUCACUCCACCUGUUCAACAUCAACAACCACCCAAACCAAAGAAGAGGCGAACUUACAUUGAAAGAAAUCGUGAAGUCGGCCAUGCUCACUUGUGGAACGACUAUUUCAGUGAAGAUGCAACAUACCUUCCUAAAAUGUUCCGAAGCCGAUUUCGAAUGAACAAACCCUUAUUCAUGCGUAUCGUUGAGCUACUAGGAUCUGAAAUUCCAUUCUUUCAACAACGAAGAGAUGCUACAGGAAGGUUGGGGCUUUCAGCACUACAAAAGUGUACAACAACAAUUCGUAUGAUGGCAUAUGGUUUGGCAGCUGAUGCGGUUGACGAAUACCUCCGACUUUCUGAAACCACAGUGUUCUCAUGCUUGGAUCAUUUUGUUGACGCCAUCAUCAAUUGUUUUGGAGAUGAGUACUUACGAAGACCGACUCCAGAAGAUCUUCAACGUCUACUCGAUAUUGGAGAGUUCCGCAGAUUUUCGGGGAUGAUAGGAAGCAUCAAUUGUAUGCAUUGGGAGUGGAAGAACUGUCUUACCACAUGGAAAGGUCAAUAUACAUGUGGUUCUGGCAAGCCGACAAUCGUUUUAGAGGCUGUAGCAUCACAAGAUCUCUGGAUCUGGCAUGCUUUUUUCGGACCUCCAGAUGGUAUUUAUCCAAAAUGGUCUACUUUUAUCCAAUCUAUUCCACUACCGCAAACUCCAAAAUACUCUUUCUUUGCUACACAUCAAGAAGCUGCAUGUAAAGAUGUCGAGCGUGCUUUUGGAGUUUUGCACGCUCGAUUUGCCAUAGUGAAAAAUCCGGCUCUUCUUUGGGAUAAGAAUAAAAUUGGAAAUAUAAUGAUAGUGUGCAUCAUACUGCACAAUAUGAUCGUAGAAGACGAACGAGAUGGAUACACUCUGUUUGAUCCAUCCGAAUUCACACACAUGGAGUCCAACCGAACUUCAGAAGUGGACUUCACCGUACCAACAACGAGGCCUUCAUGUGUCUCCACUAUGAUGAACAUUCGUUUGAGUGUUCGUGAUCGAAAUAAACAUAAACAAUUACAAGAUGAUUUAGUUGAUAAUAUUUGUGCAAAAUUUGGAGAAUAUCAUUAA